AUGUCAUCAGGAUCACGUUUGGACUCACUCUUGCAAUUCAAAGUUGGUUAUGUGAGAAAUGCAAAUUCAAAUAAAAAAUUACUGAAUACGAGUUUAUUUGUGAAAAGACAUAAUAAAAGUUUAAGAUUCACAACAGAGUAGAUAAAGGAUUUAGAAUUUUGA
Molecule: messenger RNA, 162 nt
Organism: Paramecium tetraurelia
Lineage: Eukaryota; Ciliophora; Oligohymenophorea; Peniculida; Parameciidae
Exons: 2
Source: RefSeq, a predicted model, not a curated record